CCAAAGUGAAGAAAUCUUGCCCUUUGAUUUCCCUUAAUUUCCACGCGAUCCUCUUCUUUGGCUUUUCUCCCGUCGAGGAAGGAUCUCAAGCAUAGUCUUAUACGGAUUCCCAUAUCUCCGCGGUGAAUUAUGGCAUCUGGGUCGGCGGGUCGGGGGAAUUCCGGCUCCAAGGGGUUCGAUUUCGGUUCCGAUGAUAUCCUCUGCUCCUACGAUGACUAUGCCAACCAGGAUUUGUCUAAUGGUAGCCAUAGUGAACCUGUGAUCGGUUCCGUCAGCUACGGCAAGGAUACUCACAAGGGCAGAAUGACAAGAUCAUCAGCACUUCCUACCAGUGCAUAUGGUCAGCCAGAUGACUCUUUCAUCCAAGAUGUGAAUGUUACUGUUGAAAAAGCAAUGAAGAAGUAUGCUGACAACCUCAUGCGCUUUCUUGAGGGAAUAAGUUCGCGUCUAUCGCAGUUGGAAUUGUAUUGCUAUAAUCUUGAUAAAUCAAUUGGAGAUAUGCGAUCAGAUUCAAUCCGUAAUCAUGAGGAGGCAGAUUCAAAGCUUAAAUUUAUUGAGAAACAUCUUCAGGAGGUCCAUAGAUCUGUGCAGAUCCUGAGGGACAAGCAGGAACUUGCAGAGGCUCAGAAGGAGUUAGCUAAGCUGCAACUUGUGCAGAAGGAAUCUUCCUCUUCCAGUCAUUCCCAAUCCAAUGAAGAGAGAACAUCACCAUGUGCCUCUGAUCCUAAAAGGACCAACACCACAUCUGACAUGCAGAGCCAGCAAUUGGCUCUUGCCCUGCCGCAUCAACUAGCCACACGGCAACAGCAUGUCACACCACCCUCUCAAGCCCCACCUCAGAAUUUGGCCCAACAACAGUCCUACUAUAUACAUGCCAACCAAAUAGCAAAUCCGCAAGCCCCAGCCCCAGCCCCAGCCUCCAUGCCAACCCAACACCCCCAGAGUCAAUAUUUAUCUUCAGAUCCUCAGUACCGAACACCUCAGAUGCAAGACAUCUCUAGAAUGCCACCCCAGCCUAGUGUCACUCAAGUGAAUCAGGUGCCAUCGAGUCAACCAUUCCCUCAGUAUCAGCAGCAAUGGGUUCAGCAAUUACCACAGCAGGUACCAUCACAGCAACAGUCCUCCAUGCAAUCACAGAUCAGGCCCACAUCAUCAACAGUCUAUCCUUCCUACCCUACCACUCAAUCUGCAAACCCAUCUCAACCGGAGGCAUUGCCACAUGGUAUGCCCAUGCAUGUGCCAUAUUCAGGAGUUCCUCAACCUGUAUCAAGCCGUGUUGAUGCUAUUUCCUAUGGAUAUGGUGCACCUGGUAGAACAGCUUCCCAGCAGCCUUCACCACAGCAAAUCAAGGGCACUUUUGGACCACAACCAGCUGAUAAUUAUCCAGCUUCUGGGCCCCAUCCUUCUCUUCCUCCAGGGAGUGCACAUAUGAUGUAUGAUAGUGAAGGUGGGAGGUUGGUGCAUCAUCAUCCAUCCCAACAACCCCACUUUGCUCAGGGUAGCUAUCCUCCACCACAUGUCUCUAUGCAGAAUCCUCAGCCCAGCACAGGUGGCAGUCUUAUGGUCAGGAACCCAAGCCACCCUCAAUUCAUUCGCAACCAACCCUAUGGUGACUUGGUUGAGAAAUUGGUGAACAUGGGUUUCAGGGGUGAUCUUGUUGCCAGUGUGAUACAGAGGAUGGAGGAGAGUGGCCAGGCUGUGGAUUUUAAUGCUGUGCUUGACAGGUUGAAUGUGCAUUCCACAGGCGCUUCACAGAGAGGAGCGUGGUAAACUUCAUCUCAUAUGAAUUUCGAAUAUUAAUUUGAAUAAGCAUCAGCGCACUCAUAUGUGUCCUUGGAGGAACAGUUAUUUGUAUACGUUGCCUCCACUAGUGACUUAUCUUUGCCUGUUGGGAAGUGUUUCCUUGUUUUUGGUCACACUUUAGUCCCAUGUCCUGGUACCUGUUUUAAGUCAGAUGGAUGUGGAAGUUUGGCAAGCAUUGUAGCCUUGUAUCUUUGGGAUUGCAACUAGUCAUUGAACAAUUUUCUUGAGAACUUAAUUCUUCAGUGAUGUCUCCAUAACCUGUACGGACUACGGAGAAUAUUGCUCUCAAAAUUACUGAGAACUUUAUUUCUCAGUCGUCUAGCCUUCCAGUCGGUAUU
This is a messenger RNA of Rubroshorea leprosula, 2141 nucleotides long. The record is from the annotation of a GenBank genome assembly. NCBI's taxonomy places the organism in Eukaryota, Viridiplantae, Streptophyta, Magnoliopsida, Malvales, Dipterocarpaceae.